AUGAACAACAGACAUUCGGGAUCCGAAAAAACACCAGCAACACAGAAAAAAGACUCGUUGGCACCUUCAGCCACCAAUGCCGAUAUAACCAAGGUGAAAAUCUGCUCUGGGCACACGAGGCCAAUAUGUCAUAUUAACUAUAGCAACAUCAUCGACGGGACCUUCUGGCUUGUGACGUCAUGUCACGACGCUAAGCCUAUGUUGCGUAACGGAGAAACUGGAGAUUGGGUUGGGACAUUCGAAGGGCACAAGGGUGCUGUGUACUGUUCGGUCUUCAAUGAGGACGCCACAAGAUUGGUUACCGGAAGCGGUGAUUAUUCCUCGAUGGUGUGGAAUGCCGUGACCGGGGAUAAGCUACAUACAUGGAGCCAUCCAAAGUAUAUUAAGUCCUGCGAUUGGUGUGGCAACAAAAUCGCAACGGGGUGCGUUGAUGGCUUGGUCCGCAUUUUUGACGCUCAAGCCUACGAUGCCAAUCCUGUUUGUUUCGACAGCACCGAGAAGGUUAAUCAAGUGAAGGCGACGUACUUCAUUGAUCACACAACAAUGGUUACAGCAUGCGAAAAUACUAUUAUGAAGUGGGAUCUUCGGGAUACUUCGUUGCCAUACUUAAGGAAAGAGAUUCCCGGCCUCAAUUUCCUCGAGUACACCCAUUCCAACAGCAUUGUGGCGGCCCAUGAGAAGAGCAUAUCUUUCAUAGACACUACGUCGCUAGAAAUCAAGAGCUCCUUUACAACGAGUGACGAUAUCGAAUGCGCAUCGCUUUCUCCCAACGGGCAAAACGUGGCUGCGGGAUCAAAGCUAAAGGCAAAAGAGUUCACUGUUGACGGGACUGAGUUGGAGUCCCACAGGGGCCACCAUGGUCCUAUUUUUCAUAUACGCUGGGCACCAGACGGUAAAUCAUUUACCUCCGGCGCAGAAGAUGGUAUGGCUCGUAUUUGGCCGUCUCACGACAUAAUCGAGACAUACGAUAACGAGAACUAA
Trypanosoma brucei brucei TREU927 is the source of this 981-nucleotide messenger RNA. RefSeq lists its product as hypothetical. Bases 1 to 981 code for a protein of 326 amino acids. Lineage: Eukaryota; Euglenozoa; Kinetoplastea; Trypanosomatida; Trypanosomatidae. The transcript has a single exon. Gene Ontology annotation, molecular function: protein binding; RNA binding. The record is from RefSeq and is a predicted model, not a curated record. Gene Ontology annotation, cellular component: SMN complex. Gene Ontology annotation, biological process: spliceosomal snRNP assembly.